AUGGCACUUACCCAUAAAAUGAAUCAAGUUGUAUAUAAAUAUACCAAUAGAUAUGCCUACUGUUCAUUCAAAGCCAUGUACAUGGGAGUAGGUCCCCGUACAUUGCCUCAAAACUACCGAAGAGCGUAUUCUAAUCACCCAAGCAUCCCCACCAAAGAGACCAAAGAGACUAAAGAACAAGACGAGCGAAAACAACAGAGAAACGACCAAGAAGAGGAGGGAAUGAAUAACCAAAAGGAAAAUAAGCACGUAAGUAACAGGAGACAGAGAUACAUACAAGCAAGCAAGAUUUACUAA
This is a messenger RNA of Priceomyces carsonii, 297 nucleotides long. RefSeq lists its product as uncharacterized. NCBI's taxonomy places the organism in Eukaryota, Fungi, Ascomycota, Pichiomycetes, Serinales, Debaryomycetaceae. The record is from RefSeq and is a predicted model, not a curated record. Bases 1 to 297 code for a protein of 98 amino acids. The transcript has a single exon.